This is a messenger RNA of Aspergillus caelatus, 1588 nucleotides long. RefSeq lists its product as uncharacterized. NCBI's taxonomy places the organism in Eukaryota, Fungi, Ascomycota, Eurotiomycetes, Eurotiales, Aspergillaceae. The coding region runs from base 227 to 1528 and encodes 433 amino acids. Gene Ontology annotation, cellular component: cytosol. The record is from RefSeq and is a predicted model, not a curated record. Gene Ontology annotation, molecular function: glutathione synthase activity; ATP binding; glutathione binding. Gene Ontology annotation, biological process: glutathione biosynthetic process. The transcript has a single exon.
CCCCGACUUCCCCGACGAGAGAGGUCUCGCCCUAAUAUCCGACAUCAUAGACUGGCAGAUCAAUCAUGGCUCAUUGCUCAAACACAUUGACCCCGGGACUGAUUUCCCCGAUGACCCCUCCCAAUGCUAUCCUGUCGGUGUCACGGUCUUUCCUACAUUAUUCCCCCGAGAGCAAUUUGAUCGCGCAUGUGAAUUACAAACUAUCUACAAUGAACUGUAUUGCGCCAUGGCUGAAGAUGGACAAUGGAUCUUCCAGGCUAUCCGAGACCUGAUUCCAGUUGAUCCCCUCGCCGCAGCGCUCUGGGGCAUUCAUGAGGAGGUGAAAAAAGUUGGAUAUGCGCAAAAAGUGUCGGUCGGCAUUUUCCGAUCGGAUUACAUGCUGGACGCACCGGCGAUGGAGUUUCCUCUCCGACCAGGAGAGACUUUCGACGGUACUCUAAAGCAAGUCGAGCUUAACACGUUCUCGUGCGCUGGGGCAACCCAUGCGAACAGGGCAGCCGAAAUGCAUCGUUACUUUGCACGCACUAAUGCCUAUGAUACUGGAGAUGACCACUCAAUCAACGUCUCACUCGCUGCUCUACCCCGUAACAACAACAUCGCAUCCCUCUCUGCAUGUCUCGCCGCUGCUCAAAAUGCAUAUGGACCCAGAAAGAGCAGCGUGGCUACCAACACCGCCGUUCUAUUCGUGGUGCAGCCCAACAAUUUCAACAUCGCCGACGAGCGCCCCCUCGAGUACGCAUUAUGGGAUCGCGACCCACCCGUUCCUGCAUAUCGAGUCGACUACCCCAAUGAUUUCUUAAAAUAUACGACGUUAACUGAAUCGCGAGAACUCCUCUUCCAUCCACCAUGGUUAGGGUCGAAGUGCGUCGAGAUUUCGGUCGCGUAUAUGCGCGCCGGGUACGAGGCACACGAGUACGACGCAACUGGCAAAGAAGCUCGUCUGCGAAUAGAGCUUUCUAUGGCGAUUAAAUGUCCGACACUGUUAGCACACAUUUGCACCUUCAAAAAAGUCCAAUGUGCUCUCACAACACCAGGAGCAGUCGAGCGUUUCAUAUCCCCCGAAAAAGCAGCGCUCAUCCGGUCAACGUUUGUCUCCAUGUAUCCGCUCGACGAGUCUGAGGCUGGAGCCCAUGCUCGUCGUCUUGCGACUGAUCCGGACCUCUCGCGGGAUUAUAUCUUGAAGCCAUCCUUGGAAGGUGGAGGACAUAAUAUCUUCGGGGAGGAUAUUCCAGAUUUCCUUGCCUCUAUUCCCGAGUCUAGGUGGGCCGCGUAUAUUCUGAUGGAGCGUAUUCGGUCGCCGUCAGCGUCUAAUGUCUUGCUAUCUUCUGCUGGGUUGGAUUCUGGGGGAGUUAUCUCGGAAUUGGGGAUAUUCGGGACAUGUCUUUGGCGGAAGGGAGGUGAGGGUCAACAUUAUGAGAUGCUACAGAAUACGGUCGGUGGAUGGUCAUUCAAGACUAAACAUGAAGAUGUGAAUGAGAUGAGUGUUGUCAAGGGAUAUGGGUGCUUUGAUACGCCGUUACUGUUUUGAUAUUGCUUUACUUCUGGUCUCGCCGGAUCACUAUGGGAAUGAUAUCUGCUUUGGCUUGAC